This is a messenger RNA of Spodoptera frugiperda (fall armyworm), 1130 nucleotides long. RefSeq lists its product as uncharacterized. The transcript has 2 exons. NCBI's taxonomy places the organism in Eukaryota, Metazoa, Arthropoda, Insecta, Lepidoptera, Noctuidae. The record is from RefSeq and is a predicted model, not a curated record. Bases 24 to 563 code for a protein of 179 amino acids.
CAGAGAUCAUAUCACAUGAACAAAUGGAUCAACCAGACUCAAAAGCUAAUAUAGGAAGUUUAUUGUUAGCGGAUUGUCCCACCAUAACCAUAUUUGAUGAGGGGACAAAACCUUCACAUACAGUAAAACCAAAUAUCGUACCAAAGAUUGAAGACAAACCUCCACUAGAAGAUUUUAAAACAGAAGAAACUUCUAACGAUUCAAUUUCAAAAGAAGAAAUUGCAAAUAUGAUAUUAGAGCAAGCACUUUUCAAAGAUAUUGUGAACAAAGAACCAGGUAUUUGGGAAAGUAAUGGUGAUAUCAAGAAGGAAGAAAUAAAGGAUGAAGAGGGUACUGAUGGAACUGAUGAUGACGAGGAUGAUGUGAUAGAAAUCAAGAAGCCGCAUGUCGUCAUUGAAGUGUCUUCUGAUGAAGGAGAUUCAAGUGCUGAUUUCAUAAGCUUAGCACCAUACAAAUUAGAGAAGCCACUUCAAAAGUGUCGUAAAGGAAUUUCAAAUGUAUUUCAACGGAAGCAACAAUCUCGAAGAGGACGGGGUAUAAAGAAGAGGAAAUUGAAUUAUUAGGUACCUAUUUUAUCUGUUUCUCGGUACAUGGGUACCGAGAGACCUAUAAAAGCAAGGAGAAGAUAAGCCCUGGGCUGAAACUUGUGAUAAAAUAUAAUAGGAUAAUGUUCAGAGAUAGAUAGACGCUUGUUUUCACCAACCUAUUUUAAAAAAUCGGCUUUUCGAAAAAGUUAUCGGUAGUAGCACGGAGUCUGGAAUUGUGUCCAGUAUAUGGCAAUAGGCUUACCCCCUAUUACAUGGGACUUAUAACACAAAUGGUGAAUAGUGGGUGUACAACUGUACAUUGUAUAGCGGCAUUACGUGUCAUAAUGUGCACUUCUGCCUACCCCUUCGGGGAUAAAAGGCGUGACGUUGUUCAUUUAAAAAAUUAAGGAACCUCUAAGCUAAAAUAGGUGACACUUUAACGACAUUUUAGUUAUCACCAACCUUUAUAAUAUGACACGUAAAAUAAGGGGAAAUUAUAAGGCUGCAGAAUGUCUUCUUUGUAAGAAGUACCUUCAACGCAGGUAUUAUGUGACUAUCUGUACAAAUUACAUUUUUAUUGUUUUAAAUAAAUAUUUUAAGUAA